Messenger RNA from Triticum urartu, 4230 nucleotides. NCBI's taxonomy places the organism in Eukaryota, Viridiplantae, Streptophyta, Magnoliopsida, Poales, Poaceae. The record is from RefSeq and is a predicted model, not a curated record.
CGGGCGCGGUUUUCUUUCUGCCCGUUACCGCCGCCCCACGGCCCGGCUCCCAUUCUGGUUGCUCUGUUUCGAUAAGGCCGAGGGCGAGCUCGAGCGGCGCAACAGAGGAGGCGCUUCGUCCCCGGCCAUGGCGUUUUUGAGAUCUUCCACCGCUCGAUCUUGUUUUCGGUUCCCUUACUCUUCAAUCCCCGGUGUCGCGGUUCGUUGUUCCUCUCUUUCGCUCUCUCCCUUGUGCUUUUGGUUGCGUCUGGUUCCAGAUCUAGGUGAGUUCAUGUCGCCCUCCCGCCGCGCCCUGCUGUAGUUGUAGAUGCCUGAUUUGGUGUCUUCCCGUUGGAGAUGGAGAUGCAUGAUUUUGUUGUCUCCCCACGCCCCUGAUGUAGUUAUAGAUGCGUGAAGUUGUUGUCUCCCCGCACCCCUGAUGUAGUUGUACAUGUGCGAUUUUGUUGUCUCCCCGCUGGAGAUGGAGAUGCGUGAUUUUAUUGUCUCUCCACACCCCUGAUGUAGUGGUUGUUUGCCUUGUUUCCCCCAGUCCGAAGUUGGGGGAUUAUGUAUAUGCACCCUGUAGGUGCGCGAUUCCGCGGCUUUGUGUCCUGCUCUUUUAUGUUUUGAUGCUUCCUGCUCAUGUUUAGUUUCAUUUUUGCAGUCCCUGGUUUUACCUCCUGUUUCGUUGUUGUAAAUGCAGGUGUUUAGCUUCCUUUUCUGCCAUGUUUUUUACCCUAUGUGUUUGUCUGAUGUUGACUACAAGCAGACAUGUAGUUUGAGUCCAAUUUCAGUGUAAUUUCUCCCAGCCCAUUCAGUGUAAUUUACUGAAUAUAUCGAAUGUAAUUUGUCUGAUGUUGUCCCAGCCCAAUUCAUGUUUAGCUCUUUUUCAGUGUAUCUACAGUGUUAUUUUGAUCGUAAUUAUAGUGUAAUCCCAGUAUUUCAAUGUAAUUUGUCCUAGCCUUACAGUGUAGUUUAUCCAAUAUCUUUCCCGCUGUGUUGUUGAGUGAAUUUUACUGUGUUAUUUGAGUGUAAUCCAUCUCAUUAUUACAGUGCAGUUUGUCCUGGACUUACAGUGUACUUUCACCUAAUAUUCCAGUGUGGAAAUUACAGUGGAUUUAUAGUGUAAUUUGAAUGUAGUUGCAGUUUAAUUUGUCCCAACUUUACAGUUCAAUUUUGUCCCCAGACUUACCCUAAUUUUUCCAGUGUGUCAUAGUGCAAUUACAUAUCCCAAUUUACAGUGCAUUUUGUCCCAGACUUACUGUGUAAUUUUACCUAAUUUUUCCAGUGUGAAUUGUCAUAGUGUAAUUACAGUUGAUUUAUAGUGUAAUUUGAAUGUCAGUUGCAGUGUAAUUUUUAUCCCAAGUUUACAGUGCAAGUUUGUCCCCAGACUUACAGUGUAUUUUACCUUAUUUUUCCAGUGUGUCAUAAUGUAAUUACAGUGUAGUUUAUCCCAAUUUACAGUGCAAUUUGUCAGACUUACAGUGUAAUUUACCUAAUUUUUCCACUGUAAAUUGUCAUAGUGUAAUUACAGUGGAUUUAUAGUGUAAUUCAAAUAUAGUUACAGUGUAAUGUCCCAACUUUACAUUGUACUUUACCCAAUAAUCCCAGUGUGAUUUGUCAUAGGAUUUGAGUGGAUUUUUACUGUGUAAUUUAGGUCAGUUUGCACAGUAAUUUUGUCUAGAUUUUCAGUGUAAUUAAGUCCAGUUUAGCUAGUUUUCACUGUACUUUGCUUGGAUCAGUACUGUAGGGCUUUCGAAUGUUUCCUGCAGCAUAAGUUUUGUUAGCUUUUACUUUUCUAUGUAUUUUAAACAUCUUCCGGAAGUUUUAGCAACUGUAUCUCACAUUAAGUAUGAGUUCUUCCUAUGAUAGUCUCAGUAGAUCCUCUUCAGUUACUGCCCUCAUCAUGCUCCUCUCAUGACACAUUUGAAGAGAAGAAUGUCAGUGUUAGCGUAAUCAUGAGCAGCCAAGCGUUUAGAAAUAGAUGAUAGUGUUUGCAACGUCUAUCUGCUUGUUUUGUAAUCUGUAUUUUAUUUUUUGCACUGGCUUGUGCUCUCUACUUACUAGGAACUUACAAUGUAUUUAUCUCAGUUUUUAAUUACUGUAGUUUGAAUUAUAAAAUUUCUAGUUGCUUACACUGGAAGUUCCUAGUUGAAUUCACUGGGAUUUUCUAUUUGCAGUGGGAUUGUACACUAGAAUUUCAUAGGUGCUUACACUGUAAUAAAACUUGUAAGUACAUGCAUUUAAAAAACUUGAGUACACUGAAAUUUUCAAGUUACCAAUAGUAGUAUGUACACUGGAAAUUACCAGCUAGUUACACUGCAAUUUACUGGGUAGUAUUCACACUAGUUUUUACAUUGUGAUGUACACUGGCAUUUACAUGGAUUUUAAAAAUGUAAGUACACUGGAAAUUACAAGUAACCUACAGUAGUUUUUAUACUGGAAAUUACCAUCAACUUACACUGGAAUUUACUGUAACACUUGAUUUUACGUCAGGAUGUACACUGGAAUUUACAUUGGGAUUUACACUGGAAAUUCAGAAGUGCUGUAUUUCCAUGUUAAUUUACAUUGUAAAUAUUCUUAUGAAGAAAAUUCCUCCUGAUUUGUUCUUGUGACAGGUGAAGAGAGAAGAUGGCGAGCAGUUGGGAUAGUUGUUGAAUUCCCUCCGAUGUUCUUCCUUCUUGUUCCUCGUCAGGUGAGAUCUGUUGAGUGGUUUGUGGGAGGGGUUUGGCCCUUUUCAUGCGUUGCAAGCUGGGCACGUACUGUGUGGUCCUGAAGAUCAAGGGAGUUGGUUCCUGAAUUUUUUGGAGUGGCUAGUUGUCCAGCGAACCGGGUCAGAUCUUUUCCGUGAUCCGUUUUGGCGUCCCAUUUUGUGCUGUCGACAGGUGUCAACUGUUCAUUUGUCAGAAAAUAUGAAUGUUGUCGAAUUGAAAAACAGUCAAAUGUCAAAUAGACAGUCCCUUUUCUUAUGACAACACAAACCGCAGCUGCUCUGUCAAGGCCAUUAAGCUAGGGAACAAAAAAGACUUCCUUUCUGAUUUUCAUGAGGUGCCUACUGCCUUCUUCAGAGGAACCUACACUGUAGGGAGUUUCACCACUGAUUGCCUCUUGAAGUGGUAUGAUGCUAAAGACAAAGUUCUUUCUUCGCUCCGACUGAUGAGCACCUGGAGGCACCCAAAUGUGGUGGUGUUGCAGAAUAUCUACAAGGUGCACCCAGAUUAUCGUCUUAUAAUAUCCACCAGCUCUUUUGAUGGUACCUUAAAUGGAUGGCUCAAGCAUGGUGAAAAGAACAAGAUUGAAGAGAACAGGAUUUUAAAUAUGGAUGGAAAAUUCACCCCUGUUUUCAGCAGAAUCACACUAGAUCUACUUGAUAUCUUGGACAAGAUGAUUAGACGUAAGAUGUGUCCGAAAGACCUUACAGUUGACAACCUAUAUCUGAAGACUGUGAAUGGUCAACCUCAACUUAAAGUAUUCUUAGAUGAUGUUGAGGAUCUCAGGGGUAAGGCUCAAACGUAUAUGGAAAAACUAUAUGUGAAACUAUGUGCGGAGAUAAAGAAAAUUAUGACAGCCGACGUUUUGAUACAAAUGCACACAGGGACCAGGGCGUACUGUGAUUUCAUUGAGAAACACGGUCCUGACUGCAUUGGCAAAAAUUUGGCAAAAGUUGCCAAGUUUUAUCCCAUUGAGUGGAAUGAUGAAGACAAGAGCAAGUAUCUCAUUGACAUAUUCUCAUCAACUCGAGAUUGUAGUGCGGCUCUUAAUGCUUGUGGAAUAAGAUGGCCAAGAAAUGAGUCUGAAGAUGACAUGUGUCAGGAGCUGAAAACACUAAAAGAAAUGAUGGAAAGAGCGAACAUAGAUAACAACAAAAGGAAGGCGGCGCUGAAACUUCAAGGAGCCGAGGGUAGAGCUGCGGCCAACAAGAUCAGGGAAUACAUAUGGAACUGUGAUAUUGACUAUCCAAAUGAUCUUGUCAGGCUCGUGAGGAACCUAUGGAAGCAUUUCUCCACGUACCCUCACUACAUUAAGACGCACCUUGGGGGUAGCCAAAGUGCUGUUUUGCGCAAGUUCGAGCAGUGGUGCCCUGAUGCCUGGACGUUGAUCUACAACACCGUGGGCCAACCAUGUACGUUGUCUUUCCUGUUUAGAUUUAAACUCCUUUCUCUCGUCAUGUAUGUUUUUAUUUUUCAUUGUGCUCAUGGAUUUCGAGUCGCUCCGCUAGUCGCGGCCUUGUCGUCGCGGCGUGCACAAUAA